Molecule: messenger RNA, 4758 nt
Organism: Dunckerocampus dactyliophorus (ringed pipefish)
Lineage: Eukaryota; Metazoa; Chordata; Actinopteri; Syngnathiformes; Syngnathidae
Product: voltage-dependent calcium channel gamma-4 subunit-like
Exons: 6
Coding region: 252-1586 (444 amino acids)
Biological process (GO): regulation of AMPA receptor activity; neurotransmitter receptor internalization; calcium ion transport
Cellular component (GO): AMPA glutamate receptor complex; postsynaptic density membrane
Molecular function (GO): voltage-gated calcium channel activity; channel regulator activity
Source: RefSeq, a predicted model, not a curated record
GAGCCUGGUGGUGGGUCUGGUCUUGUACAUUUCCAGCAUCAAUGAUGAAGUGAUGAAUCGACCCAGGGAGGCCGAGCAGUUCUUCCACUACCGCUACGGCUGGUCCUUCGCCCUCGCCGCCUCCUCCUUCCUGCUCAAAGAGGCCGUCCACUGAGGAGGACCGCCAGCAAAGUGAGGAGAGACCAGAGAGGAGAGCAGAGGGUAAGCACGGUGGAUGGAGGAGGCGACCAGGACUUGACCAGAAGCAGACGAUGGAGACAAAAAGCAGGAACGUGCCUUCAGAGCUCAGCUUCCUGCCCCGCCCGGCGCUGGUUUGGUGCGAGCGAGGCAUUCAGGUGCUGCUGACCACCAUGGGAGCCUUCGCUGCCUUUGCCCUGAUGACGGUGGCCAUCGGCACCGACUACUGGCUGUACGCUCGCGCCUUCAUCUGCAACAGCACGGCCAACUCAUCUUCAGUGCAGGACGACAGCACCAGCAACAAGGACAAGAAGGACCCGGGGGCCCUCACGCACUCUGGCCUGUGGAGGAUCUGCUGCCUGGAGGGCUUGAAGAGAGGUGUGUGUUCCCAGAUCAAUCAUUUCCCAGAGGACGCAGACUACGACCAAGACGCUGCCGAGUAUCUGCUGCGUGUGGUGCGGGCGUCCAGCAUCUUCCCCAUUCUGAGCGCCGUGCUGCUGCUGCUGGGUGGCGUGUGCGUGGCUUCCAGCAGCUUCUACAAGAGCAAGAGGAACGUCAUCCUGGGAGGCGGGAUUCUUUUUGUGGCCGCCGGCCUCAGCAACAUCAUCGGUGUGAUCGUGUACAUCUCGGCGGCGCUCAGCGACAUUUCUCCCAAGAAGGACGAGGACAAGAAGUGGCACUACUCGUACGGGUGGUCCUUCUACUUCGGCGGCCUGUCGUUCAUCCUGGCGGAGAUGGUGGGCGUGCUGGCAGUCAACAUCUACAUCGAGAAGAACAAAGAGCUGCGCUGCCGCUCUCGCGCCGACCUCUUUAAGAGCACCACGCACGCCAUGUUGCGUCUGCCCAGCUACCGCUUCAGGCGGCGCUCACGCUCCAGCUCGCGCUCCACCGACCCGCCCCACUCGCAGGAGAACUCCCCCGUCGGCGCCUCCAAAACCUUCAGCCUGCCGCCGUCCGCUCCCCCGUUCUCUGUAGCCACUCUGCCUAACCCCCAUCACGGCGGCGGCGGCGGCGGCGACAUCUCCAUGUACACUCUGUCCAGAGACUCCAAGCUCGGCAGCCUGGGGGGUGGUGCCCCGCCGCUCUAUGGCACCGUGGACCGCGCCACGCUCUACCAGCUCCACAACUAUUUCCCCAAGGAUGCCACUGGGGGGGGCAGCGGCGGAGGGGCCCCCAUCAGCAGCGGCACGCUCCCCUCUCAUUCCAAGUCCAACCUGGCGGCCGCCGCCCAAAACGCGGCCCCGCUGAAUAGCUCCUCGUCGGCUGCCCCUGCGACCCCCCAGGCUCCCAUGUCCACCGCCACCGUGGAGAGGGACAGGGGCAACGUGGGAACCCUGGACCGGCUGACAGCCAAGCGGGAACGGGACAGCAACUCGGACACGCUCAACAGGAAAACCACACCCGUUUAAGAGCUCACGUCCAAAUAUGGGCUGACAGGAAGAGAAAGGAGGGCUAAGUUGGUGACCAUUCUGUCCUCGUGUUUGGACAUCCAGCAGCCAUAAGGACUUUAGGACACCCCCCAUCAUGGAUCAGGGUUCAUGAGAAUAUCACCCCGAGCUGUUCCUCAAUCUUCAUCUUGACAGGACAUUUUAGAAAAGCUUCCAACUUUGUGGGAACGCUUUGGGGAAGGCACGAGCAACCUCCCCAAAAGCCAUUUUUGGAUGUGUUUGGCGACCUCUGACCCCACCAAUGGAAACACGCCAACACUUGGUAGUAAGUCUUCCCACCCAGAAGACCAGCUGUCCCAAUACUUUUGACCAUCCGGUGCGCGCGCGUGAGAGACAUCUGCCUUAAAACCACCCCAGACCUUCUCAGCGGGACCACCAAGAGUCCAGAGACUAGCGCUUAAAUAUUCCUAGUAAAUGAGGUAAUAGUAAUAGUAAUAGUAAUAGUAAUUAUCCAGUGAAAUAUGAAUAUAUAUGGGUAAUUGAAUAUCCAUAUGAUUUGCUCAUAUUUAUUCUUUAAAUAUGAAUAUUUGUCCAUUUCAAUAGGAACGUAUGUUAGCACAAUUCUAUUUAAAUGUUGAUCAUUUGAAAUGAUAUCUUCAUACGUACUAGUUUAAAUAUGAAUAUAUGUGCAUAUUUAUUCAUUUUAGUCUUUGAAAUAUGAUGAGAUAUUCUUUGAAGUGGUCCAUAUUGAUUGGAGCGUUCAUAUACUGUAUGUGAGCACAUAUUAUUUGAAUAUGAACAUAUGUUAAAUAUGAAUCUGUGAUGUUACUAUCUCGUCAUUGAAAUAUGAAUAUUAUGGUCAUAUUUUCCUGUGAAUAUUCUAUUCAUUCUCAGGUUGUGAUGGAUUCAGUGCCCUGAGAGCACAUGUACGUAUAUGUUCAUAUUUCUAUCAUAUCGACUCAUUGAAAUACUGCAGUAAUAUGUUCAUCUUUACUGGUUGAAAAGGGCAUGUGUACUCAUUUGAAUAGUAGUAUUCUGCUUAUAUUCAUUUCUGUAGUAGUAUUGUUGCCCGACUGGCCAACAAAGACAAGUGGUCAUGUGACAUGUCCCCCGAAAGCAGAGACGGCCAGCCUGAGGUCAAAGGAGACAACACACCACUGCCAGGUGACCUCCUUCAAGCCUGUGAAAUAUUUUCCAAGUCACUCCAAGCCCGGUCCUCUUUUGUUGUUUUCUCUCUCAGGAAGACGAGGAGUCACGUGGUUCCUUCUCAAAGACCACAAACCUUCUUCACCGUCACGUCUUUCUGUUCGGCAACAAAAGUGAUCUUUGUUAGACGUGGCGACGACUUUGUGUCCCGCGGCUGGUGUCAGACGCCAAGAAGGAGACGUCCGAGAUGUGACGGACGACCAUGUUUGGAUUUGGACAUUUUGGGUACAAGCUGUCGCCAAUCACGAGGGGCGCUGGGACGGGUGGUCAUGGACGUAUGUACAGUACGUAGACACCGUAUCAAGCGCUGAGCCUUACGUCAACGUCGCUGUUUCCCACGUAUCCCACGUAAGUUAGUGCGUGUGUGAAUGUCCACUUAAACGUCUUUGUAGAAAGGUGCAGUCUGACAGGAAGUACGCUGACUUGUGUUCAUCUCCAGCGUGGCAUUGACACAUUCAAUAUGGCGGCGACGUUGGCGUAUCGCCCACUCGCUGGGGCGUCUAUGUCUGUCCACGCAGACGAGUUGACUUCUUCUCUCGCUCCGCUGCAGCGUUUGAGAACUCGCUCGCCACCCCCCCCUCCCCACGGAACAAAAAAACUGCGCUGAUGCUCGCUGGCUAGCUAAAAUUGUACGUUUCAUGAUUGCACUGCGCGACCUUCAGCGUUUGAGCCUCAAAAAGGAAAGCAAACUGUAGACCAGGGGUCACCAAGGUUUGUCCUUGUGAGAGCUACUUUUACAAAAUGAAAAUGGCCAAGAGCUACUCAUUUUUGUAACAUUUAUUUUCAGAGCUUAUUUUAAAGCCAAACAAAGCGAAUAUGCUUGUUUUACCAGAACAUGAACAAAAUGCUGGUGUCCACAACUCACAUGUUGUAUUUCACAAUGCUUUUCUUUCUACUGCUCUUUCAUUAUUAACUGAACACCUGAAUGAAAAGCAGGCUUGCGGGCACCUCAUGUGGUCGUGGGGGCUACCUGGUGCCCGAUGGCACCACGUUGGUGACCCCUGCUGUAGAUGAAACUUGUCAAGCACAGAAGGAGAGCCUUCACUUCGCCGAUGUGGAAUAAAAGACGUACUGUAGGUGUAUUCUUCCCAAGAAGCAAACAUCACUUUCUUUCAUUCUUGGGGACUUUCUGCUGUUUUUAUUGAUCUUCGUUGCUCUGCUUCUGCUCUCAGUGGACGUGACGUGCGUACAAAGUGUCACCAGUCUCCUUCCUUCGUUUCUUUCAGGUUUUUUAUACACGCCACUUCAACGUUCACCUCCAGGUCAAUGAUAUUCUUCUUUUCUUUAUUUUCUGCUUUUAACCCGUUCCUUUCUAUACCGAGUGUAGUGUUUCAUGUUCUGGCAUCGUAUACUAAUGAGUGUAGAUAGCAGAAUUGAUAUUUCUUUCUUUCUCGGUGGUACGUACAGGUAUAUAUUCUUCAAGUGUGUCGUCAGUGCUGGGAAAUGGAGCUGUACGUGAUGAUAAAAACAUCUGAAAGCAAACACAUGCUCCUUUUCCCAACACCCCUUGAAUGCAUCGCAUACACGUCAAGUCGGGACCAUGAAGGGAAGCAAUACAACACAGUGGUCAGAAUAUGAAGAACAUAAACACACGCACAUAGGGAAACAUAUACAGUAGAUAUAUCCAAUAAAGCUAUUUUUAAAAAUCACUCGUGUCUUGUGGAUUAUUGAUGGGGAACAUGCGAUCACACUCCAGGCCUGCAAGGGGCCUGCUAGCUGCGAUACCACUGACUUCAUUUCCGAUCCGAUGCAGAGUCAAAUUCCGGCUGGUAUCGGGGAUACCGAUCCAACACCGAUACUUUGCAAAUUGUGCCCGGUAAGAGGCCAAAAUCAUACCAAAUAUGUGAAAAUGGUAUUUGAAACAGUCAGCUGGGAUAGGCUCCAGCAUACCCCCGCAACCCUAAUGAGGAGAAGCGGUAUAGAAAAUUGAUGCAUGGAUGGUAUUUGAAACAAUAAAAAAUAAUAAGUAAAAUAAUAAACCCAUUGA